AUGGACCGACACAGUUUGCAGUAUGUUCUUAUGAUUAGCGGGCAGCAAAAUCAACUUCACAAUCCAAAUGCUAUAGUAAAUUUUUCCGAACAAAUGCAAGCAGUCAUUAUGCGUGGCUCCACUCCUCGGAAAAACUUUCUCAUCGACACCACCACUCCACGUGGAGAUGUGGUUAUUACUGAAGACUCUGCAAUGAAAUCUGUAAACAGUUGGGUUACAUUUAAGGUUACUGAAGGGAUACAAAGGGGUUUGCAUGAGUGGUCUGUGUACAUUGAGAAUCAGGGUGAGACUAGUGACGGCAGCGGCCUGAUGUUAGGAAUUAUUCCUCAAAAUUUUAACAAGUACGACUCCUUCAUUUCACAGGGAGGUGGCUGGUGUUUGAGUCGGGCCGGAAAAUUCUAUGGAAACUGGCGACGCCAAGAUUCUAAUGUACCAACACUCACUUACGGUACCGGUGAUCAUGUCGUUUUCUUGCUUAAUUAUGACAACGCUACCAUGAUGGUUCGCGUAGGCAAUACAUAUGUUAUUGGCGAAAUUCACAACUUGAGCACUGAAGUUUUCCCAGCCAUUUCUCUACACUAUCGCCAGCAAGUGGUACGCUUUGAAUACCACUUGGUGUGUGAGAAUUCUGUUACCAAGCAAUCUGACUGGAUGCAGCGUGGGGUGCUGACCUCUGCAGCUGCAUUCAUACCUAUGACUUAUGAGCACAUCGAACGGAUGCCUUUGGCGUCUUAUCUAUAUAGUGAGGCUUUCAAGAAUAGCCCCGUGGAGUGUAUUUCUUCAGAGAGAAGAGGCGUUACUAAUGAGAAGGAUGCUAAGAUUAUGCCCUAUGAUUCUGUAGAAGCUUCCCGAGCCCGUUUACUGACCUUAGCCAAUGCUUUUGCCGCAAUCCGACGCUAUACAAUGCCAUCAAGUAGGUGUCAAUUUCUCUCUCCUCAUAUCAGUGCGGAACACUUACGCCUGCGUGCUUAUGACUCCUUACGAAGGUCUCGUGGAGACGAUGCACCCAUACAUGAUGUUGGGCUGAAUUUCUGGGCAACGAUGGUUUUCAACCUCUUUUCAUCCGUAUUAAAGACAUCUGAUAGUAAUCCAAUGGCCUCCUCAUUGAUUCAAAGUCUCAAAGGCUUCUUGCUUUCAAUGCCGCCCUUUUCCCUUGCCGAAGUGUCCUGUGGCCACGGCUCAUCGUUGUUUCAAACGCACUCCUCCACAAGUAUAGCUAACAGUGGAUUGGGCGGUGAUUUAGCAUGCAUCUUUCCUGGAAUUCUUCAACUUGGUGUAAAUGAUAUCUGUCGUUUGGUAGAAACACCGAAAGGGGAAAAUAAAAAGGAGCUUAGCCCCACACAAGAAGCCUUGAUGGAGAUCAUAGUACUGAUUGCUUUGCAGAGGGGUCUGAUACACGAGGUUCUACGAGUAUGUCGUUAUCUUCUGCGCUAUCCACAGCAAUCCGUAUCACGUCCGCUUCUCGAGUGGCUUCAACACCAUGAUCAAGUGCUUCAGCCGAGUCUAGAACUUCCAGAUUUCUGCAGGGCUUGGAAUGCCUGCAAAAGUGCUGAUGGAUUAGUUCCAAUCGGGUUAUGUCCUCAUCCUCCAAUUCUUUCUGUUGCAUUCGGCAUUAUGUGUCUUUUUGUGCACACAACUGAUGGCAUCAGUAAGUGGGUGUCGAACUCCCAGGGUGCUGAAUCUCCAUUUACUAUGUCUGCCCAUACAAAGGAGCCCAAACAAUGUAAUGCUGGUGUCUCACGCUCUAGUAUGGCAACGGUCCGAGCCCAUCUUCUUCUUCUUACAGAUGUAAUGCACAAUACGGGUGUUGGGGUUGUGGUCUACACGAUAUCUUUGUCAGUGCACAGAAUUUGCCGUUUAGAUGACUUGGGAGACACCUGGCCGCGAGGACACGAAGCGUUUCCUCAGAUUGUCUCUGCUGAAGGCGACACGUUUCUUUUGGUUUAUCAAAAGCUUUGUGGGAAACUACCCACAGCGCCGAUCAACGGCACCGCAGCGCUUUCCACAGAUCUUUCUGUUCCUAGAAGCAGUACGUUUUCUCAUCCCUGUGCGGGUGCAGCUGAUCGUGCAGAGGUAAAGGUCUGUGGCUUUAGUUUUACAUCCUUUCCGACACCUUUGUGGACUACAAUACUCGAGGCGCCUCGGUUAAGUAAUUUUUCACUUCGGACUUGUUUAGUACUCAUGAAACGGAGCUACAUUGACUUAGGACCACCUGAUCUUGCUUUGCAGUCGAGCGGUGGAUACAUCACAGUGGAGUUGUGGAUAACGUUUCUUGAUAAUGAGGGCACUUUCACUUUCUACCAACACGGUGACAAAAGCACCGGUGGCGAGGUUUUUCUGGAAACCGCGCAGCUGGAUGGUGCUUUCAGCAUCCGUGGUGGCUAUCGUCAUGACACGAGGGGUUCCUGUGUGGUAUCCGCGCCGUUGCCACCCACAACCAAUCAGCAUUUUCUACAUAUUGCUUUAGUUUUUGAUGGACAGUGGGGUCUAUAUUUUAAUGGGGAGCAGGUUGCAUGGAACCGCCAGGGACCACAUGUGUUCCUUGUGUCACCCCGUCGCCGUUGGACGAUAGGCAACGGUUGCAUCUGUGAAUUGGCUGGACUACGCGUGUGGCGUGUGAAUCGCUCUGCGCGUGAGAUUGCACGCGACUAUAAACACUAUCUAGCUGGGGAUGAACCAGGGUUGCUAGUGCAGUUUUUAUUCAAUGAAACAAGCGGUAAUAUUGUUUUUAACUAUGUCAAACGGGCGUGUGCGCGGCACGCUGUCUGUGUAGGGAAUUUCUCACAUAUUGCGUGCGACUAUCAUCCUUUGCGCACCUGUGUAGGUUCUACGGGGAUCCCCCACACUAGUAAACCCAAUGGUGAUGAUGUUUAUGGAUAUAAUAGCCAUGAGGAGACCGUCAUUAAACCUUUUUGUAGUCCUAUUCAUGACUGGUGGGAUCUAACACAUGCAAGGUGUUCUGUGGUGCGCGGCUUGCUCGUGAUUGCCACCCCAGUAGGGAGCGUUUCUGCCCCAUAUCUUGUUCAGAAUGGCCACAUCCUUACCUUUUUUGAUCCUCACUCAGGGUUUAUGUAUUCUGAACAAUUUUACAUAAGUACUCAAGACCCUGCGAAAUGUUUAAUGGGUUGUGACCCUGAUGGCCGAGUUUGGGAGUUAUUCGAAAUAGAAACUGAUACAAAGCCAUCUGUAGAAGAGGGGUUCGCUCAUACGGUGCCGACAGAGAAGAAGAAGUACAUUUUUGUGUCAAUGUUACCAUUUGAAAGAGAAGAAGAUAUUCUAACGGCAUCUCCUGGCACACCAGCAGCACCCCAAUUGUCGUAUUUGUUCGCAGCAUGUUCAGAUACCACUGACUCAAUAGUGAACACCAGCCAUGAGGUGACUCAUUCUCGGAGAUUUCCUACUAGUUUAGUAGAGGGUAAGGGUGAGCAAAAUGCGUUGCCAUCCAGAAAUGCCAUAUGCACUCAUAUUCAGGGAGGACCCUCAACUGUCAGCUUCCUGGGGAAGAGUAGCCACGAUCGAGGAGAAGGAGUAAGCGGCAGACCCUCCCUGCCGUUUCGACCCCUUAACUACCUUGACUUAUCGAUAAAGUUGUUCGAGCUGCUAGGCAAACGUGCUCAGGUGGAGCCGAUGAGUGAAGUUUUGCAGUUAUUCUCACCACUUGCGGAUGACGUCGGACGACCGUGUGUGCAAGAGAUUACGAAAACCUUCCAGGAACACCUACGGUGGAUCAAAGGACCCGGCGCGCCACGGGCUGUUGCACUUUCGUCUAGUUCCUCUUCGAAGAUCCUUCAUUGGGCAUUGAUUAUCUUUUUGCGAUUGAUUCGUCGAGCGCGGGGUUACGGUCUCCAUCCAUUAGCCCUCGGCCUAAAUGUCUGUGAGUGUGAAACGACUUCUGAGCUUUUUGCGACAGUCUUAAGUGGCACUCACGCCACGUUAUCUUCGAGGAGUUUAUCGUCAAGUACUCUGAAUAAUACAGGUGCCCGUACCGAGCCUGACAAACAAGACAGCCUUCUGUUGCCUUCUCCUGAUGCAGCCUUACAGUCCAUGAACGACGGCACGACGCUACUUGCUAUUUUACACGACAUCAUAUUCGAAAUAGGAACUCAAACACAUUUUCAUUUGGGACAGUUGGCUCAACAAAUCCUAAUGGAAAGUAUGUGUAUCUUCAUGCCGAAUGCUCAGUAUAGGGCUGGCAUAUUGCGAGAUUCACUGGCAAGCAUUUCCAUGACUGGCGUAGACACAUUAACGACCCACACUAUUCCUUCAAAAGGAUCACCGAUGACAGGUUCAGAAGAGGCCUUCGCCUGGGUGCCAGUUUUGGAUGGCAUUGUGUGCAGCUUUUCUACUCUUUAUUCCGUUGUUCCUCUGCUAUAUCCUGAUUUAGCGAACGCUGAUGUUUCAAUACCACGAAGCCAUGGGGAAGAGUCUCAGUUGGUAUCCGGUGCAGCUCUAAAGGAUAUUAUUGCUACUCAGCAGGCACUCAUGAAGUUGUCUGUAACGCGGCAGAGGUCAUUGCUUUCUAGCUGUUCAACUGAAAAUAUUCAUGGUGACCCAGCCCAUCAACGGAAAAAGCCACCAUCCGGCUCUCCAUUUUCUACAUAUUUUUCUACACAACUUCAAAUGCUAGACAAGACAGGUCGAUUUUUGGCACUUCAGGAUGCCAUUGGCUCCUUACAGCUUUUGCUUUUCAGCACACUUUGUGCAGAUACUAGUGGGUUUGGCCUGUAUCUUCAUAAGGUAUUGCCCCGACAAGGUAAUAAUGUUUUGACUUCAUCCUUAAAUGAGCUUCUGUCUAGAUCUGAUAAGAAGAACAUUAGAAAUGCAUCAACUUUCAACCCAAAGCCUCUGCAACAUGAUAAAGCGGAUGAAGGCGCUGCUGUAAAAAACUGGGUGCGGGACUACUAUAGCGUUUUCUUUGAAUUUGCCACAGAGUCUCUAAAGUUCACAAAAAAGUUCAUGAGCGCGACUAUACAAUCAAAAAAAGCUCAUGAAGUGGUCACAACGGGGACUAAAGCGGAAAGUAUCCUGAAGUAUGACAGCUUAGAAGGCGUUCUUUCAGAGUUAAAACUUUAUGUGCCCGACUCUGUGUUGCAUUUGGCUAUUACCGCAAUCCCUAUUUUACUUCAACGUUCCGAUGCUUCAUGGUUUCUGGAUCGCCUUCAUAGUCUGAUCCCACUGUGUAAAGACGUGCAUAAUGAAAUUUGCAACUUUUCUGUAGAAAAAGUCACGGUCGAAACGCAUCCAACGCAUGACAUUCGUGCCUGCACCACAAGUCAAAAUAAUGAAGUGUUGCAAAGCCCUAGAGAGGAGUCUGCACUUGAAGCAUUGUACAAGGCCGUGGUCUUCACCGCAUCAUGCAUCGCAACGAGUAUGGUGUUUUCCUCUUCGUCUACUUCUUCACUCUCUGAUGUAAACAAGUUAUCCAACACAAACACCAUGCCGACAAGUGGUGUCUUACCGUCACCGAUGAUGCCCUCCGAUACUGCUUUCGGAUUGCCUCUCUCUCGAAACUCCAACGACGCCAGGCCUACACAUUUUAUGGAUCCUAUUCGCGAAUGUAUCGAUAACGCAACUUCCGAGGUGCAAGCAAUCAUAAAGAACCCAUUACUCUCAGAGGGCGUAGUGCAGACUUUUUUUGAUGAAGCACACUCUCUGAGAGCUUUGCCUGUUCUAAAUAAGCGAAGCCGACGCCAGAGAUUACUACUCGAUGUAUUAAAAUCUAAUGAAUCUCAUUGGAUUGCUGUUCAACGCAGCUUCGACGCGCUAGCAUCUAGGAUUCCUGAUAAAAUAGCCACCAUUAUGGCGAAUUUAGCUGCUAUUUCCAUUUAUUUAAGUAAUGAGCCUCUUCAAACCACCGGUAAUCAAUCCGAUGAAACUGCAAAAUCGCUUAUGGAACAUGUUCUGCGUCGUCUAACUCCCGUUCGAAACGAGAUCCUUUUACGCUAUAGCAAAGAAUCAAAGAGUUCGACUACUCCUUUUAACAUCCUGGAUGAGGUGCGGUACCGUGGCAACAUUUUGCUUUCUAUUACUUGUUCCUUAGAUGCCGCGGUAAGCGAUGACAUUUUGUAUCUCUUCCCGCGAAAUGCCACUGUUGAUGUUCCGUCUGCUUUUCCAACACAACCGAGGCAGCGAUGGUUGUGGGUGCGUCGCCGUCUGAGGCUUUUAGCCAUCCGGAGACGUGUUGAUGUUUGUCAAAAUGAUGCUUUAAGUCUUAGCUCCAGCAUUAAUUUAGUGCAUCAGGUCGCCUGCUCUAUUAGUUUCAGUGCAGAUGAUCUUAUAAAUGCUUAUCGGGAACGCGAGGAGUUUGCGACCCUUCGCCUUCGGGGCUUAACCCAGCUGUUGAGCUUAAUGCAAACUCAGCCGUCUUGUACGGAGAAUAUUUCCUUCCUGUUAAGUGGUGGUUUUGGACACCAACGACAACUCCACUCUGAGGACAGUCUCAGGGGCUGUCGGCGUGGUUGUGUUUGGAAACUACGUAGUGUUGAAUACGACAUUUUGUGGCAUUUUAUGAAGUACACAAAGGAUCGUUCUUGCUGUAAUCGGGAAGGAAUAACCACAAAAUGGACAUCCGAGUCACAUAAGAAGGAAUGUGAAGAGGGUCUUACAAGGGAUAUUUCACCGCCGGUGCUUUGUGCAGCCCUGAGGCUCACUUGGCAACCUCGUGGCUUUGCCUUUCUCUGUAAAUAUAAUGUUGUGGAAUUCAUCUUUAGAACUUACAUCUCAAUUUUUGUUGAAAAUCCAAAGAAAUCUGUGAAUCAUUCACUUCCGCCCUUGCAUAAAGUCGAUCUUGUGGCACGCCAACAUCUCCGAGAAGUGUAUCAGUUCAGGACGAAGAUGCGUCAAACGGUCUCUACCUCUUCUAAGCGGCCAAUUUCACGGGGAAAGGAGCAGUUCACCCCGGGGGCGAUAAAUGGAGGUGACAUGGAUUCCUUAGAAGGUACACUAGAACGGACUCCACACGAACAAGCAAAGUACAUGACUCUUGACUGCAUCAAACACUUGGGUCUGCGAUGCGCGGCAGCUUUGCAGAAUAAAAAUCUAACCUGCACCGAGCAAAUGGCCUGCAACAUGUUCCUCAUGCAUUUUGUGCAAAUAAUUAUAGAAGAAAUGAAUUUAUGCCUUUCCUACGUUCAGCACAGUACACAGGAGUUUCAACCGAAUCAGCUCUUACAAGGAUGCCAGAACCGGGGCGGUGGAGGGAAGAAAACAUCAUGCAUAUAUUCGCCAGAACUUAGCAUCGUGCUGGAGCAAAUCGAGGUUUUUUCAAGUCUUCUUUCUACCAUAAUGGGUGCCUUUUCUCCUUCUUACAUAUUCAAUGAUGCUGCUCUGAGCAAUGCUGUUGCUGCUGCCGCUUCGCUUUUUUAUCACUUAAUCUCUUUAGAGGUUUCAUUGUGGUCCAAAGCCCUUUCUGAUGAUGGGUUUUCCACACACACGUCGAACAAUGCUUGCGAUGAGAAGAGUGAACGCACAGAGCUCAAGUUCCUUACCCUUACGAAGCUAUCCGCACAGAUCCGUUUAAUUGGGUGUAUGCUCAUGCACAUUUCACCAGAAAUAGCGAAUGAAUGUUUUGCGUGUAGUAAAAUUAAAGAACUUUGCGCUCUGUAUAUAGUGGACCUCUCUCUCGAAGCACGAAGAGGAAAAAGUCCGAACUCAGCAUUUCUAUCACUCUUUGCUUUUGCCGUACGAUGUCUUUCCACUACAGGAAUUAGCAGCCUCUCAAAGCACGCUUUAUUAGCUCUUCGGCAGCUCCUUACCCAGUUGGUCUGGGCGGCGGAGCUGGAGGGACUUGCAUCGAUCUUCAAAAUGGACUUAGAAGCGCACAACACCUCCUCGGCAAAGAGUACUUCGCAACCGAAACAGGAUUUCGAUUUACCAAGUGAAGAGGCACGUUGCAUGAACUCCUGGAGGCUCCUAAGUUGGGUUUCAGCACUGGGAGGGUGGAUCCCGCUUGUGCCAUCGGAGGGGAUGCGUGUGUAUUUUCAUGAGGAAGGCAAUAGUGCUAUCGUUGAAGGCUAUUUAAUUGACGGUGCUGAGGGAAACGAUACUGUAACUGUAGUCCCCACUCAACGCGCUUGCGGUGAUAUGAGAGACCUUAUUAAAGGGCGCUUGCUUUUUACCAGCGUCUGUCGCGAAGUUGACCCUACCAGGAAAAAUUAUACCACACCUUCGAGUGUUUCUAAGGAUUGUAAUAAUCCAGUAGUUUUUGGAGAGGAGUACCAGGUGAAGCGAGAUUUCAUACUCCAGCCUUCUCCUCUUGAGCCCUCAGCCCUGGCACCGUACGAAGGAAUCGUUAACGAUUAUAUCGUUCCCGCUGUUGCGCACUUUUUACCAGAUCAACAUGAUAGAAGCCACCUGAUGAGCUUGGAUUUGGUAGAGGUGGUUGUCCUCGGCGGGUUUGUGCAGAUGUCUUUUCAAUGCGCACUGACGCAUCCCCCACUCUUCGACGAACUCCUUGAGAGUGAGAUUUUUUUACUAAUGAGACGCUUUGCGUGUAUCCACAAGCCACAUUUUCCAAUGCCUAUGGAUUAUAUUGGCGAUUACGCAGGUCGUGCCUUACACAGAUUCAUAACCUUACUCCGUUUGGAGUACUCACAAAAUAGACAUUUAGGAGUCGCUUCAGAUGCCCCCAAAGAUAACAAAGGAAGUUUAAACGAUCCUAAAAGUCCCAAGCGUAGCGGUGGUGGUAUACCCGCGCAUGAUGGUGAAAUUAAAUCCUUUUUAACACAUGCCUCUCCGGAAAUCCGAGCGACACUACAAUCUCAACAGCGUAUAGCGUCGUUACUGUCAAACUCAUUCCUUUACUACGAUGUGACGCCGUUGAGUCAACUUUCUGAUUCACUUGGCACCGGGGUGAGUUCUGGAGUCCGGCCCAUUUUUUUUCACCCUGAUGCUUCUCACUUUCAAAACGCUUGCUUUCUUCGGGAUCCGACAAAUCUAUCGGAGGCGAUGUAUCGAAGAGGCUCAACUGAUCACAUUCCCUGGCCUUCCUCAUUGGAGGAAGGGGAUAUGACCGACUCUGAGCAGCGACUUCACACAAUUGCUAGUGCAUCCCGUUCGGAGAGACAGACCUCUGCGCUUUGUUUCUGCCUUCAAAAUCCGGAAAACUGUGCACCGCUCUCUGAUGCCAAAGUUGUCAUCGAGCCCAUUGAGCCCCGUACUCGCUCAUUCCCAUUGUGGGCAAAUGCCAUUGCUUUCGAGGCAUCCAUAAUGCUUAGGGACCAACUGUUUCCAAUGCUUGGUGAUUGUUGUGCUAUUCCGUCACCACAGUUUUCCUCAACAUCUGUGUGUACGCGAGAGGCUUUGCCGGGUCGGAAACGCGAUGCGAAUGUUUUCUCCAUCUUGACCGUCUAUGCGUCCGUGGAUUCACACUCAACAAGCAACACUAACGGAAACGAUCAAAAGGAGCCCGAUGGGCUGGUUUCAUCCGGCGCACCUAUCUUAAAGUUGUUUGUUGAGAAGGGGAAUCUGAAAUGUACAGUGGAUAUACCUCCUAAUCUAUUAGGAAGUACCAAGCAAAGUAGUAGUCUGCUUCUCAAUAGUAAUGAUACGAGUAAACUUGUUGAGUGUAGUUUGCCUCUGAAAGCCAAACACUGGAACUGCUUCAUGCAUGUUGCGGUAAUAGUGGAUGCCCAACGUUUAACUCUGGCUCGAGCGGGUGAGGUCACGUCUGUGCCGCUUCCUUUAGCCAUACUUAACGAGCUUACCUUCAUUUUCCAAACCAAGGGACUUGUACGUUAUCUUGUUUUAGGCAACACCAUACCUCCGGAUGACUCCCCCAAAUCUGCCACCAAUACUCAAAGUGAGAAUACCACCUCGCUGUCCCCAGAGACGGAAAGUAUGUUAGGCAAUCAGUACCAGCAAAUAGUCUUCAUCACAAGUUUUCGAAUGACAAAUUCUACACUUUUUUUGAAAACUGCCAUUAAAGACAUCGCCGAGAUGGUGACACGUGACCAUAUACUGAUUAACCUAAAUGAUUCUUCUGAAGGUAAUACAUGCCUAUUUCAACUACGUGAGGGGACCGGUGAUGCAAUCGGAUCCUUUUGCCGGCAGUUUAGAGGCAAACUCUCGGGCUUCGUUCGAUGGACUAGUUGUCCAUCUCACCUGGCCUCUUUCCUGUUCGAUCUACCAGACAAACCACUCUUGGUCUCGAAUCGCGAUGAGCCCUUUUUAUUUCCUCAUGAAGAGGUCACCACCUUCAUGAAUUCUCUCGAUUUUAAUGGCAUCACGCUCAUUACCACCCAGUUGGUGUGGUCGAUGGUAAUUCGCUUAUUGCAGGCGACUGUGAAGCAAGCUAUGCAACAAUCUCUGAGUCCCGACUAUCGCUUGCACGUGCUGUGUGGUCAAAGUUCGGAAAGAGUCCGGCGGCGGCAACAGCAGGACGGUAAUCGUCUUGUGCUCACAGAGUCCAAUUAUUUCAACCCUUUUCGUAUCUUUAACUACUCCCAACUUGCACGACAAUUGGUUGAUCUAUUCUCUUAUGGUGAUGAAGACUAUUUGCCGGUUAACAGCGCGAACAUGUUGUGUGAUUUCAUGCAUUACGUGAUACAGUAUUUUCAUUCAACGAACCAGACCGAUUGGUAUGAGGAGCUUAUAGAGGAAAUGGCACUCACUUUGAAGUUAAUGCUCAAUUUAGAGGAAGAAGUUUUUCAGAUGGAAAUACCCCUUACGGUGUGUAUGACUGGCAACGACAAUAGCAAUUGCGAUAAUACUCACAGCAGCCCCACGGCCAAGAGCGAUCCAAAGUUACCUUUACUUAUGCCACUUACACUCCUUUCUGGUGGCAAAGGCCGUGUGAAGAUCGUAUCCACCAUAAAUGGUAGGUGUGAACAACUUACCGUUUUCAGAGAUCGAGCUCUGAAAAAUGUAUUGGUGAAAUAUCCUGACCUUCAGGGCAUAUGGUCCGAUACUGAGACGCCUCUGAUACCAGACCGAUGCAUGCCCUGGUUCUACUUCAGCGUCACCCCUGCCUCGCGACCGUCGCCGCAGUCACUGGGUGGCCCCUUUGCGUCGCAGUUAGGAAGGAAACUAUGCUUAGUUAUUACAGUUAGCAGUUUUCGAGGUGUUGUCAUGGACAUCCUUUUUUCUGCAUUCACACAGGACAUUAAAAAGGCAGCAGCGCUACAAGCUUGCAAAGACCGUUCAGAUGGAUCGAAAUGUCUUAAUGUUGCCCAAAUCGAACGUUAUCUUCCAGCAUUUUUGAACGCUACCAUGGUCCAUUACCUGGCAAACUGUGGUGCUUCUUCUCAUGUGCCCAAAGAUCGUUAUAUCCGUUACCGUACACAUGCCAUAAACAUUCUUGCUUGCCUUUUCGAUCUAUGGGCAUCAUUUCCACAUCUGCAGCCUCACGAUCAUGUUCCCCUAGACGUGUCCUUAUCGCAUAUCAACGUCUCCUUCAUGGAGGCUUUAUACCACCGCGGGAGGUCGAUAGGGUUGAGCUUUGAUCACGCAAACGCCAUGACCUCCAGCUUGGGUGUUUAUUAUUCUUGCGUCCAUUCACUUUUUGCAUUGAUAUUUAACGCAAUUCAUCUCGAUUGCUUGUGGGCUAAACAGUCAUUCCGACAGCGUGUGGCAAAUGGAUGGCAUAAAAUUCUGAAGGUAUGGGGAAGCUGCGCGACGCCACUGUCUAAUGAGGAGACGGCCCUAUUCACCACCGCCUCUCGUGAGUCGAGCAAGACCAAGGUUCAACUUUCUAUCGAUGCAGUGCCACCACUGGAAGUCUCCACUAUUUCCCAUAGUCCAGACAGUGGUAAGACCGCUAGGAAGACCAUGUGUCCUUUACAAGUUUCGUCAUUAACAUCCAAUAGGGUUGAUUCUAUUGAAAACAACAUGGACAUGAUGCUGAAUACGCCUGAUGUUCGAUAUGGGGGGCAUAUUGUCACUAUGAGGAUUCUUCAACCUUCCCAUAAGGCUCUUGCCUUGACCAGUGCCUCGGUGUCCUGCACAGCUCUUGGAAACGGAGAGUGGCGUGUGCGGCGUAGCAGUGGUGAAGCAGUGGCCAUCAGUUCAUUUGGAUUUUCAUCUGGACGGUUUUACUUUGAAGUGCGACUCUCAGAGACCGAAGGGUCUGUUUCAGUUGGCGUCAUUACAGACCGCAUCCAGUUGAACAAGUCCAGUGUCGGGACGAUUGGAUCUUAUGUAGACUCAUGGGGGUUUGAUAUCACCCAUCAGUGCUUGCUGAUCGAGGGCUAUCGCUCUGAACUAGAGGAACACAUCAAUUGGGCUCCAGGCGACACCAUGGGCGUGAUGAUGGAUCUUGAUCAGAAUGAGCUAAUAUUCUUAUACCAUGGGAAACGAAUAGCGGAGCUUAAAAUGCAUCGCAAGCAAGCCUUCACCUCCAAAUCUCCCAGAUCCUUGCGCACUGUCUGCAGCUAUUUUCCAUGCGUAUCAGUGAAUAGUUGUAUGUGUGUUGUGAAUCUAGGCGAAGCACCCUUCACGGAAAACCUUCCAUUAGGCUAUUUGCCGGUGAACCCCAAGCUCUACUGCAAUCCGCAGAUAUGCUUAUUUUGGUACGCCAUGAUCGCCGUCCAAUGGGUAUCCGACAUAGACAAAAAGAAGGCGAAUGAUGGUACGGUUCAGCAAAGCUUCUCACCUGACAGUGCGUUCCAAACGGUGCAGAGCUCCAUUCAGAAGUAUUGUGAAGGACGUGACGGACCGCUCUCAAUAGACAUUUUAUGUUCUGCGCCCCACGUGUGUGUGAAUCGUCACACCAACGAAAUCUAUACAGAGAACCAAACUCCAGGGCCGUGUGUUAUGCAAGGAGGCGUUGCAGUCCGCCGUGGCCGUUGGUACUACGAAAUUCUUUUGAAAGGAAUCAUUGAUCUCAGCGUUGGGUGGACUGUUGCCGAGACAAAUAGAAGCCGGGGAGGGGGGAGUGCGGGAGGUAAUACUAGAGUUUUGGGCGAUGACAGCGAAUCGUGGGUCCUUGAAACGGAACGCAUGGUGGUCCGGCAUAAUGGGCGUGUAACGCGUCUACGGCAUCAUAACUGGCGUGAAGGCGAUGUCCUAGGUUGUCUGCUGAACUGCGAUUCUGGCACAAUGAGCUUCACCGUGAAUGGAAGGCUGGUGUUGGAGGUGCACGACAUCGAAGGGGAUGGGAUUUUGUUCAAAAAUGUUGUCUGUCCGAAUGUAGGUCUUUCACCCAUUGUCAAAGCGCACUAUAUGCGGGGAUCCAUAGCAUUUCUCUGCAAUCGACGCGAUUUAUUAUACCCGCCUGGAAAAUCAUACAAGCCCAUCGGUGCCCAAGACGUCAUCACAGACGCCAUGCGGACCUACUAUCUCUCUGUGGAGGAUCACCACGAUGCGAUUGGUAGGCAGUCAUAUUCACUUUCUAAAUUAGAAAAAAUGGCGUCCAAGAUGAGCAGAAACAUGGAUCUUAACCUUCAUAAUUUUUCUGCACAUGGCCUGUGCUAUGCGCUCGAACCCUCAAAUCUUGUGUACCCCAAUUCUACAGGCAUUGAGCUGGAAAGUGAGGUAGACAUCCGAUGCCAUGAUGCCACUCUCCAAGGUGUCACCCAUACAACUUCCAUCGUUUCGACCGAAACUGGGGUCAGUUCGAUGAAGGGCUCGCUUGAGAUACUCAAAUUAUUUUCUAGUGCAACCGAGGGGCUGAUGGGCUUCGCUCAGGAAGUGUCUAUCCCGAACCGAAUCGACUGCAGCCUCGCUUACCCGGUGUAUAUGAGCCCUUUUAGGGAUUCUCUGUAUCAAUUAAGCCGAUUCGCAUUACCCUACUUAGGGAUUCGUACAAUACGCCAUGCGUUGCAAGAGACCAGCAACACUACUUGCGAGACUUUACGACUGCGAGUAAAUCGUCGCAAGGCGCUUGCGACCAUGCAGGCCAACGUCCUCAACACACCAUCGACCCUCUCGAUUUGUCUGCGUGAGAGUUUGUUUGGUCAAUUUUUUUCUCUACUAGCGGAUAAAGAUCCCAAGUUUUAUUGCCGAAAUCGAAACCUAUGGACGGUGAGCUUUUACGGGGAAGGUGCCGAUGAUGUGGGUGGUCCCUAUCGUGAAAGUCUCUCUCAAUUGUGUUCUGAGCUCAUGAGCACCAAACUUCCUCUUUUUAUACCCAUCCCCAGUCAAGUGUCUGACAUAAGCGGGCAGUGGGAUGCUUUUGUGAUACAUCCCCUCUUGGCACCCCCGGUAAACACCGCGAUGUACCGUUUCAUCGGGCGAUUGAUGGCGGGAUGUUUGCGUGGGGCAGAGCCACUCUCACUUUACUUCCCAAGCUUCAUAUGGAAGUUCUUGGUGGGUGAUCCUAUCGGCAUGGAUGAUCUGGCACGGGCUGACUCGGCGACCUUGCGUGCACUCCAAUAUAUCGAAAACUUGGUUUCAUCGGCCUCUUCGACCGAGGAGGAGGUUAAAAACAUCGAUGAGGAGCUAUCAACCGUACUGUGCCCUGGUGGCUUCGUGGUACAAGACGAUAUUGGGAUCGAACAUGAAAUGAUUUACAACGGCCGAAACAUCGUGGUAAAUCAUACCAAUGCACUUGAUUACGUGCGUCUGAUGCUAUCCUUCAAACUGAAUCGACUGGUAUCCGCGCAGCUGUACGCGAUGCGCGAAGGGCUUAUUCAGUCGGUCCCGCUUUACGCCAUUUCAAGCUUAAAAUGGUUUGAGCUUGAGGCGUUGGUUUGUGGACAGCGAGACUACGACCCAAAUGCACUAUUGGACGCAGCCCGCUACGAAAACCUGGAAUCGAACGACACUAGAGUGGUCUAUCUGCGGCAGGUCUUGUGUGGCUUCACGCGGGAGCAGCGGGCGCUCUUCGCACGCUUUGUUAGUGGCCGUGAGUGCUUACCGCAUGGAAUUCAACUCAAGAUUCUACCGGAUCGCUCCAACGCAGGGCCAACGGGAGGUCAACACUUUAUUCAACGGCAACUGCCACCCGAAUCGUUCUCACUGCAGGUACCGCCUGAAACGCACCAGAGGGAAUCCGCUCCCUCCCUAUCGACGCAAGCGGUUAUGGCAUCUUCUGAUCAGGAUAUGGAGGCAUUCGAUGAUGACCGUCUGCCUCAUGCUUCAACCUGUUUUUACUGGUUGACCAUUCCUCGAUACAGUUCGGUGGAGGUUAUGCAUGACAAGUUACUCUACGCUAUUGAACAGUGCAUUGAUAUUGACGCCGAUUUUCGUGUGUAUGAUGAAGAAGUCGGGGCUCAGCUAGAUCGACCGACCUUGACUAGAGUGACUUUGGAAGCUGAAGACGAGUUUGAGGAUUUUUCCCACUUACUCUAG
Phytomonas sp. Hart1 is the source of this 15228-nucleotide messenger RNA. The record is from the annotation of a GenBank genome assembly. NCBI's taxonomy places the organism in Eukaryota, Euglenozoa, Kinetoplastea, Trypanosomatida, Trypanosomatidae.